AUGGCAGCUUGUACUGAAACUCUUAUGGACUUGGCUGUUCAGCUGACAAGUGUUGUCAACUCGGCCACUCCUGACUCGGAAAAGACCGCCGCUGCCACUUCCAUCGCAAAGCAGAUACUCAAAGCAGCCAAAGGCCCCGCCCCUGAUUGGAUGGAACGAGCUUUCAACAACGUGGAGAUCGCUGCUCUAAAGCUUUUCCUUGACUGGGGUGCUUUUGAAAUUAUUCCAGAGCGUGGCACCAUUACAUUCAAUGGGCUUGCGAAGAAGUUGAGCGCCGAUGUGUCGCUGAUCCGACGUAUCACCUGGGUGCUUGUUGCCGGCGGCACUUUGCGCCAACAUGGCGAAGACCAGAUAGCGCACACCUCAGUAUCUCGGCAAUACCUCCCCGGAACUCCAGAUGGACUACUCCUACAAAUGAUCUAUGAUGAGCACAUGCUCCCUGCUCUGAAGUUGCCGGAGUACUUCUCAGAGUACGGCCGUCGUGAGCCAGUUGAUCGACUCCAUACGCCUCACGCCUACGCUGUCGGUCAGCCCGACAAAGAGAUCUGGGAAAUCCAGAAGCAGAAUCCCGAGAGAAUGAAGCGAUUCAUCAAAGCGAUGGAGGUUUCGCAAAAGUUCAUACCAAUGAUCGGCAUCUACGACUUCAGCUGGGUCAAAUCGAAACUCUCUGAGAGCCCCGACAGAAUCGUUUUCGUUGACGUCGGCGGUGGCAAAGGACACAUGAUCAAAGCGGUCAUGAACGAAAACCCCUUCAUUAGACCCAAGAAUUUCAUGCUAGAAGAUCGCGACGAAGUCAUCAACGAGGUGAUCCAGAUGAAGGAACCCGAACUCAACGGAGUCCAGCUCAAAGUGCACGACUUCCAUCAGCCACAACCUGUGAGGAACGCACUGAUCUACUACAUUCGACGAUGCCUGCACGAUUACGGUGACGACGUCUGUGCCAAGAUGCUUACGCAUCUGUCGGACGCGAUGGCCUCGGACAGUAAGGUUCUCAUCAGCGAAUAUGUUCUGUCAAACCCGCCGACCCCUCUAGGCGCCAUGACUGACUUUGGGAUGCUGGAAAUUGGCGGCAAAGAGCGGACGGCGAAUGACUGGGACGUACUCGUCGCACGGGCCGGACUGAAGGUUGAGAAGAUUCACGGUUUAGACCAAAGGAUGCAGGUCCUAGAAUGCAUCAAGAUCUAA
Molecule: messenger RNA, 1185 nt
Organism: Colletotrichum karsti
Lineage: Eukaryota; Fungi; Ascomycota; Sordariomycetes; Glomerellales; Glomerellaceae
Product: O-methyltransferase
Exons: 4
Coding region: 1-1185 (394 amino acids)
Molecular function (GO): O-methyltransferase activity
Source: RefSeq, a predicted model, not a curated record